Messenger RNA from Penicillium concentricum, 726 nucleotides. RefSeq lists its product as uncharacterized. The coding region runs from base 1 to 726 and encodes 241 amino acids. The record is from RefSeq and is a predicted model, not a curated record. The transcript has a single exon. Lineage: Eukaryota; Fungi; Ascomycota; Eurotiomycetes; Eurotiales; Aspergillaceae.
AUGCCAGAAGCUUCUCUAGCCUUCCCGGCAAUCUGCCUGACCUUCUCAUUCCUCUUCGUUGUUGCUGUCCACAAUGCUUCGAUUUUGCAGCACCUCGGCGCCUUCCAUCAUCGCAUCCUCCUCCCCGCAUAUCAACAGAUGCAGCGCAUGCUCACCAACCGUAAUCCCACCAGCCAGACCCGGCCAAACCGUAUGCACGAGGCAAUGUAUAAGCCAAUCAACCUCGAAACAAAAGAUGAAGAAGAACAACCUCCACACCUUGCGACUUCAUCAAUACCAUCACCCGACUACCAUCGAUAUAGUCAGAACUCUACUCUCGACACAGUCAAUAUGUUCCCGGAAAGGGAUAACACAACCGGAAUCGACGGUAUCAACAUGACGGCCAGAUAUGCAGGAGGCCCGUACCGUCCACGACGUCGGCUCACCUAUGCGGAUAUCGCCGAGUUCUCCAACUACAGCCCACCCCCAAGUCCUCCUGGAGACAGAACAUCCUCCGAUGAGUAUGACUCUGACUGGUCCAACUCCGCCGUCGACGAGGCGGUUUUCGAGCCACGUAUACUAGGCGACGAUAUCCCCGUCUGGGAAUUCGAAGUCGAGCGUCCCAUUUAUAUCCUUGAUCAGCGCGAACAGAGGGGACCGGCGGCUUGGUUGGAUGAGGUUGUUGAGUGGACUGCGCAGGGCGUUUUUGCCGUUGUUGCCCCCGAGAUGGUCCGACAACGGGGGUGA